This is a messenger RNA of Penaeus vannamei (Pacific white shrimp), 1471 nucleotides long. It is a transcript of the gene alc, whose product is annotated as 5'-AMP-activated protein kinase subunit beta-1. NCBI's taxonomy places the organism in Eukaryota, Metazoa, Arthropoda, Malacostraca, Decapoda, Penaeidae. Gene Ontology annotation, biological process: signal transduction. Gene Ontology annotation, cellular component: nucleus; nucleotide-activated protein kinase complex; cytoplasm. The record is from RefSeq and is a predicted model, not a curated record. Gene Ontology annotation, molecular function: protein kinase binding.
UCGGAAGAGGGGCAUCCCUAUGCGAACGCUGGCGAAUCCUCCUCUGAAACCAAAACAAUCUAGAUUCUCCCGUCGUCAGAGCUUCCCAAUCCGCCCUGAAGGUCAUCUUGUGUUAGGAAACUGUUACUGUUGGUUUAAAAUAUGGGUAACCACGCUUCCAUAGGUGAACGGAGAGAUCGUCAUAAAUCAGGAGACCAAUUUACUCCUUACUCUCCAGGAAGAAUAGAUGGCCAAGCAUUUACAUUUGAUAAACAUAAGGCCAACAAGCUACACCAACAGCCAUCAGAGGAGGAGCAGGAACCUGUUGUAUUGAAAAAAUCAACCUCUGAUGGCAAAGACAGUGAAGAGCAUGUGCCUAUUAGACCUCGGGCUGUAAUUACACAGGGAAACAAGAAAAUGUUACCCUUUGUGAUUAAAUGGAGUGGAGGAGGCCAAGCUGUGUCCAUUGCUGGCACAUUUAAUCAAUGGCAGAGUAUACCUAUGGUGAAAAGUGAAAAAGACUUCGUUGCCAUUGUGGACCUGCCAGAAGGACAUCAUGAAUAUAAAUUUCUUGUUGAUGGUGAAUGGAAGUACAAUGAAAAUGAGGCUGCUUGUGAUAAUAACAUUGGCUCUUUGAACAAUGUUAUUAGUAUCAAGGAGAGUGAUUUUGAAGAAUUUGAAAAUGCUCUCCUCCGAGAUCCAAAUGAUAAGAAUGACAAAACUUAUGGUGUUCAGGCUCUAAACAAAGAAAAGGGUGAAGUAGAAAAGAAGGAUGAAUACAGUCAGGAAAUCCCAGAGUACCACCAGUGGGAAAAGGUUCGAGGACCCCCUGUCUUACCACCACACCUUCUGCAGGUCAUCCUAAAUAAGGACACACCAAUCUCGUGUGAACCAACACUACUUCCUGAACCUAACCAUGUAAUGCUCAACCACAUGUAUGCUCUGAGCAUCCGUGAUGGCAUGAUGGUUCUUUCAACAUCAAUUCGUUUCCGCAAGAAGUGUGUAACCACUCUCAUCUACAGACCUAUCGAGUAGUCAUCAACAUUGCAAAGCUGAAUAUUUGUUCACACAUUUUAAAUUUCCCAAGGAAACAUAUUCUUAUAGUUGCUAGGAUUAUACUCAUAAAUUUGAAGCACAAAUAUUUUCUGAACUGAGAUUUUGUUUUAACAUUUAAUAUGCUAAAUAACUGACACAGGGACUGGUAGAAGGCAAGCAAUGUUUACCCUUACAUGACUGUAAAUCUUACUGCAAUUAACAUUUUCCUGAAUAAAAUGGAUAGAAUGUUAGUAGAUUAAUGCACCUGUUUCUUCUUAGUCAAUUAUAGAUUGAUCAGUCACAACUACAUAGAUUUCUAGUAAGAAUUUACCACUUGUUUGCCUUCUUGAAUAUAUAAGAUUAGUGGAUUUGGACUUUGAAUGUAAUUUCAAGAAAUAAAUGACUCAUGAAUUUGGAACACAAAUAUAGAUAUAUGAAAUAUAUGACUAAUGUACUU